Molecule: messenger RNA, 8580 nt
Organism: Hippocampus comes (tiger tail seahorse)
Lineage: Eukaryota; Metazoa; Chordata; Actinopteri; Syngnathiformes; Syngnathidae
Product: chondroitin sulfate proteoglycan 4-like
Exons: 22
Coding region: 142-7794 (2550 amino acids)
Biological process (GO): anatomical structure morphogenesis
Source: RefSeq, a predicted model, not a curated record
UCCAAAUCCAUCAGACUGACAAGAGGCUGCCACUUGCUGAAAAUAACAUGCAAGGAUAUCAGUGAUGGACUGCACUACAAAGAAGGAACAUGUUACUUUUAUUUUAAACUAAGUGGGUGUUUUUAAGGGCCCCAAGUAACAAUGGGAAGGAUGGCGGCUCAGCUGCUUCUGCUCCUGCUAAUUUCCACAGGACAAGUUUAUGCAGUGUCUUUCUAUGGCAACAGCUCCAUCCGUCUGCAGACAGUGGAAACAUCUUUUCAAACCUCGCUCCGCCUCCAGUUUAAAACUUCUCGUCAGCAAGGCCUAUUGUUUUUGGCGGCGGGGCCCAGUGACUUCUUGCUGUUGGAACUGACCUCUGGAUGCCUCCAGGUACGCGUUGACCUCGGCUCAGGUGAGCGAUCCCUGCGCUCAGAAAGGGGCGCCAGCCUCAGUGAUCUGAUGUGGCACUCUGUCGACGUCACUCACAACCAUCAUCGUGUCUCAAUGACCGUGGACAGAAGUUCUCACACGAGAGUCCACAUGCCAGGAACAGAUGUGGAGCUCAGUGUGGACACCCUUUUUGUCGGCGGUGCACUGGGACUCAAUCAUCCUCAAAUUGUUAACGUGUCCAGUGGAUUUAGAGGUUGCUUAGAUGAAGCUGUUUUCAAUGAACUCAAUCUUCUGUCCAGUUUGAGGCCUUAUGCCAACUAUGAAAGCGUCCAUGAGGUGUCUCUGGGGUGCAGUCAUCUGUUUUCUGCAACAGAACACGAUGCCGUCCACUUUUUCAGCUCCAAAGCAUUCAUCUCUCUGCCACCAUGGGAGUCCGAACAGGAAGUUGUAUUUGAAUGUGAGCUGCACCCGUCUGGGAACGAAGAUGACGGUUUAGUUCUGUAUAGUGCUGCUCUUCAGGGAGGUGUUGUAUUAGAGAUAAGAGGUGGGCACCUGGUCGCAGUAGUUGGAACUGGAGAGGGGAGUAAGACCGAGUUGUACUCGGAUAUAAAACUCCACGGCAACCACACGUGGUAUCCAAUCCGACUACACAUACUACCCCACGCCGUACAACUUAAGAUAGGUGAAGAGUUUCGACAGGCCAGUCUAAGUCCAGCAUUGCACCUCCUGCAACUCAGAGGGCCUCUCUUUCUGGGGGGAUUAGAAGACCAAACCUGGAGUGACGCAAGUCGAGCUGGACUUGGAAAGCUGAUUGGCCGCGGAGUUUCUUUUAGAGGCUGCCUCCGAGAAAUUAAAGUCAACGCUCAAAGAACCGGCCUCCCUCAUGUGAGCAUCUCCAGGGACAUCACUGCAGGCUGUGCGAUGGGACAAACAUCGGAUACCGUGUCUGACACCAGAGCAAGGCAUUAUGCUGAGUUAGAUACUCUGAAGGCACGAGAGAUAAGUGAUACAAAUGACUCCAACGUCCUGUUUCUGAGAAGCCUCGAGGUAGCAGAGGGAAGCUGGGCACCAUUGGAACCCAAGCAUAUAAAUGUGAAUUUGGAUUUCGCACAAUUGGGCUUGCAUCCAUCUGAGUUCAUGUUCCGUGUUGAGGAACAGGCAGUUCAUGGCCACCUGCAGCUUGACCCCAGUCCUGAAGAUCUCAAAGGGGGAGCUGCCCCAGUCCAGGGAAAGGAGACAGACCUGAUUUUUAGCAUGCUUGACCUCUGGCUGGGCCGAGUGAUAUACGUUCACAGCGGCUCAGAGGUUCUGCAUGACUACUUUUUGUUCUCCAUCUUCUCAAGCCACAACAAGGAACUUCCUGUGCAUCUGCGGCAACAUCAACUCUACCAAUUUGACAUCAGCAUCAGUCCGGUUAAUGAUGCGCCCAUGCUUAGCCUGCCGCAGGGAAAUGUUUUUAUUCUUCUUCAAAAUACCACUAGGCAGCUAACAAGAGACUUGCUGAAUGUAUCAGACCCUGAUAGCGGUAAAGCUGACUUGGUCUUCAGCUCCAUGGGAAACUUCAACGAGGCCGGACAUCUUGAACACAAAGAUCACCCCAGCAGGGCUAUUAAAGUUUUCUCCCUGCAUGAUCUGGAAGAGGGUAAAAUUAGCUUUGUCCACACUGGGGUCUCGACCUCCAGAAUGGCACUUAGGGUCAGCGAUGGUCAGAAGUUCAGCACCACGGUCGUUUUGAGGAUUCUUGCCGUGGAGCUUGAGCACAAGCUAGUGAACAACACCGGACUGGAAAUGAAUCAGGGCGAAGCGUCACUCAUCACCAUCAAUCAUCUUGCAGUGCAAGUUAAUGUUGCUGAUCAGCCUUUGGAAAUUCUGUAUAAUAUCACAGAGCUGCCUCAAUAUGGGGAGAUCCAAAAUUUACACUCAAGUGGUGAAUGGAAAACAACAACAUCCUUCUCUCAGAAACUUUUAGAAAAAGAACAAAUCAGGUACCUCAGUACUUACCGUGGCCUCCAGACUCAGAAUAUCACGGACCAAUUCCGAUGCAAAGUCAGCAUUGGUUCUUUGGCAACAGAGAAACUUGUGUUUCCCAUUGUGAUACGAUGGAUUCAUUUUAAGGUCACAAGAAGCAAGAUGGAAGUCAACGGUGUACUGAAAGCGGUUGUUACUCCCGAAGACUUUCAUGUGAUCACCAAGGGUGUCAAACUGAAUGAGAGUGACCUCUAUUUCAGACUUCUAACAGAACCCAAGAAAGGGCAGCUAUUUCUCAUUGAUAAAGUUCUAAAAAAGGACUCGACUUUCAGCCAGAAGAAUAUCACAGAUGGCUUAGUGACGUAUGAAUUGUUCGCGAAGCUGCUCAAUGACACGAGAGACAUUUGUAGCUUUCAGGCAUUUUCCACGCUGGCCAACUCAACAAGCCAUGACUUCAGAAUUCACAUCAGAGCCGAGUCAACUGACUUCACCAUCGUAAAUAAAGGCCUUUCAGUCGUGGAAGGUGGAAGUAAAGUCAUUACGAAAAGUAUUCUCUUCAUUAACACAGUGAGUAACCGCGAGGUCCACUAUAGCAUUACGGCGCAUCCAAGGCACGGCCAAAUAAGAAGGACCAACCUCUCCAACUUAACCUCCAUUGACAACAAAAUUCUAGCUUUCACCAAUCAGGAUAUCAUUGAGGAAAAGGUGAUGUAUGUUCAUGAUGACAGCGAGACCAAGCAGGAUUCCUUCGCUUUUCAAAUUGUGGUUUACAAAACAACCAGACUCAACGGCAGAAAGGAGGAAAGAAACACAGUGGAACACACCGUAAACGUCUCCAUCCAACUCGUCAAUGAUCAGCGACCUGUCAGGGUUGUUGAUAAAGUUUUCCAUGUGGCCCGAGAUGGCCAGAGAUUGGUGACUUUGAAUGACCUUUGUUACCGGGACGAUGACUCGGACUUUGAGGAUGACUGGUUGGUGUACACUCGGAGGGGGAUUCCGAUGGGGGAGCUGGUCUUGGCCGGUGCACCCAAUCACAAACUCUACGAGUUCACACAGCGAGAUCUCAAGCAGAAAAAUGUGCUGUUUGUACACAGUGGAGUCAGCUUUGGUCGUUUCGUCUUUUUUGUGUCAGAUGGGAAACAUUAUGUUUCUACCUUAAUGGAGGUGAAGGCGCAGGAUCCUUACCUUGAAGUCCAGAACAACACAGGUCUCAUGGUCCAGCAGGGCGGCAUAACAACUCUUACCUCAUAUAACCUCAGCGUUUCCAGCAACCUGGACAUCCGAGAUCCGCAGCAAAUCACGUUUGAGGUCUUCCUUCCACCCAAACAUGGAGUUCUCCAUUUUAAGGAUGGCGAAGCUGCAGCAGUGCCAGGUGCCGUUUCAUCAUUCAGCCAGGAAGAUCUGGAGAUGAAGUUCUUGGUAUAUCACCAUGAUGGCAGCCAUGAGUCAGCCGAUGGUUUUAAUAUCACUGCAAGAGCAAGGGAGAAAAGCGGAGAUGGAAGGUCGGAUGAUUGGCGGAGGGAGGUCCAUCUGGACAUUGGAGUUCAGAUAAAAAUCUACCUCGAAAGUCAUCAGAGGCCACCAACAGUCCUCAACAAUCAUCCAGUGGUGGUUGCGGAGGGACACAAUGUUUCCUUAAACAAGGGCAAUUUAGAGGUGUUCCAUGAGGACAGCCAGCCUUCAGAGAUAAUCUUCACCAUCCAAAAUCCUCCAACCCUCGGCUUCAUCGAAAGGUUUUCCCCUGAGAAAAAGCGUCGGGCAAAAAAUGGUGGACGGCAGCAUCUCUUCCAGGCAUUCAGAUGGCAGCCAACAACCUCUUUCACCCAGGAGGACAUCAACAAGGGUUUGGUUAUCUACCGGCAGAGGGCUACGGGAAGCAGCAGCAAUGACUCUGUUCUGUUGGAGGCCACCAAUGGGCUAACCAAGGUUGGACCCAUUAGACUGGAAAUUGAUAUUAUUCCCAGACUGCUGCCACUAAAGGUGUCUGACCUGACCUUGGAUGAGGGGUCGUCCCUGCCGCUGACGCCUGACAUCAUCAUGGUAGACAGUCAUCACUUCUCAGUGAUGAAUUUCCUCUAUCAGAUUAUUGUUCCUCCACGACACGGUCACUUGGAGCACAUUCGGAUCCCAGGAAUGCCCAUCACUGCAUUCACGCACACUGAGGUGGAACGUGAGUACAUUUCCUAUAUCCACGAUGGCACUGACACAGUGAGAGACAACUUCACCAUCAUGGCGAACCAGACAGAGAACCAGAAGCACAGUCUUCCCUGCGUUGUCCAUAUCAAUGUCAUGCCUGUCAAUGAUGAGACACCUGUUGUUACAAGGAACCAAGGUCUGAAGGUUUGGGUGGGUUCUGUGACAGAAAUCUCCGUGGACGAUCUAAGCGCGGAGGAUGCCGACACUCCGCCCAAGUUGCUCGAGUUCAUCGUCACACCACCCAGUAAUGGCUACCUCACUCUAAGGAGUUUCCCCUCCAAACACAUCCUGAACUUCACGCAGAGUCAUAUUGAAAAUGGCCAGCUGGUCUUUGUGCACAGUGGUGCUUUGUCCGGAGGUUUCCACUUCCAAGUUAAUGAUGGAGUGAAUUUUGCCCCUCGCCAGAUCUUCAGCACUACGGCUCAUUCUCUCGUGCUUAUGCUCGAAAGGAACCGCCCACUUGAGGUGUACCCAGGUUCAGUGACCCCGAUUUCUCAGCAAGAGCUUCAAGUGGUGACCAACGACUCAAUUGAUGUCGCAAAAAAACACACCGUGGAGUUUACAGUGACUGUUCCUCCGAAACAUGGCCGCUUGCUCCGUCACAUGCCUGACAACUCUACUCAGAACAUUUCGAGAUUCACACAGAGCAUGGUGAAUUCGGGGGUUAUAUUGUAUGAUCAGAACAAGCCAGAUUCAGCGGGAUGGUUGGCUGCGGACACAUUUUCUUUCACUGUGUCUUCUCCUCCUGCCUCCCUCCCACCAACCACCUUCACAAUCUUGAUCUCCUACCAAGCAAACAACCGUCACAAUCACCAUGAUACCAGACUCUCCAACAAUGCAGGUGCUGUGGUGUCAGAAGGUGGCAGGGUUACAAUUGACCAAUCGAAACUGGAUGCCUCUAAUCUCCUGGAGAAAGUGCCCAAGCCCCUCCAGAAAAGCCAUCAGGUCGUUUACCGUGUUAUUUCCCUGCCACAACACGGAGCUUUGUCAAUCCAAGGACGCAAUCUCACCAGAGACCAACCGGAUUUCUCUCAGAUCACUCUGAACAAGUCUGGCAUCGCAUACAUCCACGAUGACUCCGAGACCACGAGUGACAGCUUCACUUUUCAGGCCUGGGUGGCCCCUCUGGAUGCCUCCUUGUCUUUAUCUCCAUCUCACUUGUCCGCUUUUCCCUCGGAUUCCUCCUCGUUGCCAUUCUAUUCGGCCUCGUCCUCCCUUUCGCCGGUCGACUUGCUGCCUCCUGACCACGUCAAGGACAGCCUGACUGUGAUGGAGACUUUUAACAUCACAGUAACGCCGGUCAAUGACCAGCCGCCAUUGCUUAGGAACAGAUCCCCGAGUAUGAAAGUUGUAGUUGGGGAAAGAGUAGUUCUUGGACCAGAGAGUUUGCAGGUUGAAGAUCAUGACACCCCUCCAGAGGAGCUGCAUUACCUUGUGAUCAGCGAGCCCAACAACGGCUACCUGACACUGGGCGAAAGACCGGAACCUGUAACGUCUUUUACGCAGUAUGAUGUCAACCGCGGCCGGCUGCAUUUUAUACAGCAGGGUGAGCCAUCAACUGGAGUUUUCUACUUUAACGUCACUGAUGGGCAUCAUCGUCCACUCUACAAACUGUUCAGUUUGGAGGUGAUUAAGCCCUCCGUUUCCAUUGUGAACAACACCGGCCUAUCACUGGUUCAAGGCAGGACCGCAGUGAUCCUGACGACCGACCAGCUGGCUGCUCAAACAAACAGUCGCACCGAAGCCAACAUCACCUAUACGGUCACCGCACACCCUCGUCACGGACGCAUCGCAAUCAACGACCAGGAAGUCAUGACCUUCUUCCAUGAGGAUCUCCAAUAUGGCCGCGUUGUCUAUCACAUGACUGAUCUUAGCGAGUCGGAGGACAGCUUUCAGAUCUCCGUGUCGGCCUCGGCGCCGGGUGUCGAGUAUGGAAACGUGAGUGCCCAGACGGUGAGGGUAGUAGUGCGACCUCUCAUCUAUCUGCGAGAACCAGUGAGAGUCCCCAGUGGCAUUGCUGUGAAACUGGGGAAAUCCAUGAUGGAUGCUUCCGAACUGGCGAGAAUCAGCAGAGUCAAUCCGGUCUUCGAGGUUCUGUCCCCACCGAAACAUGGGAAACUAGUUAAGAUGUCAUAUGACCCCAACGGAGCCCCAGAAGUCCUAAAGUCGUUUACGUUCCGUGACGUGGUUCAAGGACGAGUUGCCAUUGAGGAGACACUGAGCGACAACGACGGUCCACUCCCGAAGAACAAAUCCGUGCUCGUGACGUCUCGAGGCCACGCCCCUGCCACGCCUCUCAAUGAUUCAUUCGUCUUCAUGUUGAAAGCGGGAAACGUCCAGCCGGCCAAAGGUGAGCUUCACUUCACCAUUUUACCCCACCACCAAAUGCGUCAUGGCCUGCCUAGCUCGAAAAAAGCGGACGGUGUGAGGAGUGAACAUAAGAUGACGCGCCUGCCCACACGGAACAAGACCACCACAGCAGGAGGUAUAGGAGGGGCGGGGAAGGGAGCCCCGACAUCCGGCAGGGCAGAAGUGGAUUUACACCCUCACAUACUGACACCCAAGAACCACAAUAAGACACACCAUAGACAGAGACUUCACCACCGCACAGCAAAUCACAAGCGGGGUGGGAGUCAUGGCAGCCGGUCAGGGAGUGAUGUGGAUGAACCAAUGUGGCGACGCGGAUCCCCAGCGCAGACUCGCCCUCCCUCCGAGCCAGAACACGGUCCAGCAAAGCCUCCUGACACCCGUCCCGUUCACGUGGAGGUCCUCCCUCGACCCGCCUCAGACCCUCUACUCAUCAUCCUGCCGCUGCUGGCCUGUUUGUUCCUCAUCGUCAUCCUCGUGGUGUUAAUUCUGGUGUUUCGACACAGAAAGGAAAAGCAGGCCAGGAUGCGUCUUCUUCAGGAGCUGGCCGCGUUGCACUUACCCACCGAGGGUAGCCCAUACUUGGGCCGGCCGGAGCAAAGCGUGGCCGUGCCGUCCGUGGUGGUCACCCCGCUUGGUGCUGCCAGUUGUCCCGCCUCACCUCGGGUACCAGAAGGCCCCAGGAGGCGGAGUCUGGCCCCUGGCAUGACCUUCUGGGGGCCAUUUGAUGCUGAAGCUACAAGCAGUGAUGAGAAUAUGAGAGGUUGUGAAAGUAAUGAAAGAGAGAGAGUUUUUGGCAGAAAUUCAUUACCGCUCAUCUCUGUAGAAUUCAAGACCUCUCGCAGGUCUAAAUCUCCCACUCCAAUGCUGAAAGACGACCAGUAUUGGGUUUGAUUGAAGUAUGGUGUUCCCUUAUUUGCUGAAUUUGGCGAGGAAUAUUUCCUCUUGAGCUUAAAAACUCACCUAUUUGCUGUUUCUGCGGUCAGGUCAAAUACUUGUCUAAUAUACAAGUACAGUGCUACUUUGGCGCCAUAAUGACUUCUUGCUGCCAAAGAACUAAGUAAGAGGAGGAGCUUCAUUGUCAGGCCAAAGCACUGUUGAAUAGAAAAGUAGUGAUCCCCAUCAUCUUGUGGGCCCGAUCAACAAUUACAAUCCUUUGUUGGGAAAGUGUCAAUUUACUAUUCGUGGCAGUGCUCCAUCCCCAUCCCCUGUGGAAUAUGAAGCAACAGGUUACUGGGAAUCAAAACAAACUGUGCCUUCGAGGUGUACACUUUGCAGUAUUGAAUAAGACACAUGUAAUUUAUGCAUGUUUUCAAGAUGUGUAUUCAUUCUGUUUGCUUUAAAAACAUUAAUUUUCCUCUCAUGCCAUGUAGCCCAAAUCUUACAAACAGCUCUCAGUAUGAUGCGGUGCAGUUAACCACAGUUGCACACUACAACCGCAAUAAUAAACAAAAUAUUCAGUUUGUAUUUGUUCUUGAGCAUAUUUUAAUUGUAUAUUGUAUUUGUUUUGUUGUAUUGGUUUGUCCAUCUGAACAGGUUAUCCUAUCGAGGGUCAGUUUAGAAAUAUCCAUCCAUCCAUUUUCUAAUCCGUUUAUUCUCACAACGGUCAACGAAGAUGAACAACCAACCGCACUCACACUCACACCUAGGGACAAUUUAAUGUGUUCCAUAAACCCGCCA